Molecule: messenger RNA, 915 nt
Organism: Seminavis robusta
Lineage: Eukaryota; Bacillariophyta; Bacillariophyceae; Naviculales; Naviculaceae
Source: the annotation of a GenBank genome assembly
AUGCAGGACAGGACAGGAUAUGCCUUGGAUCAAAGAAAGGCUUAUGGCAUGCUCAAUCGUUCAAAGCCAAAGGACAUGGACAUGGCCAUGAACAGGAACAUGGAAGGCCCCAUUUGUGUGCAAUGCAUCCUCAAGAUUCCAAGACCGUGUAUGGAUUGUAAAGAGACAAAACCGCUCGACCAGUUUUCCGAGGACCAAUGGCACUACAACCUGCUCUGUGAUGGGCUGACAAUGGAGACAUACCAGUCCAAACCGUUUUCUCGUUGCUUGCCCUGUGAUGUGGUCAAAGCCAAGGAAGACGAGGAAAAGCGCAAAGCAGAAGAGGCCAAAGCAAAGGAAGAAGAGGAACAGCGCAAAGCAGAAGAGGCCAAAUUCAAGGAUUUUAUGUUGAAGCAAAAUCCCAAAGCAGCUUGUGAACAUCCAAUCAUGAGGAAACACAACGUUCACUUUUACGAACUUCCCAAGUUGGACUCUCACCAAUGUGAGCCCAAUAUAGUGGACCCAGAGAGCGUGGUGGGAACCUAUGACAUUAUUUACCAUCGUGGUGUUUGGAUUGGUGGACAAGUUGAAAAUCGGACUACAAAAGGAACCUGUGAGUUCUGGCGGACUACAGAUGAAGACAUUGAAGAAGCGAACGAAGAGGACAAAUGGACUCCUGCUUGGGAUGACAAUAUUUCGGGUCGGAUGGAAUUUGAGAAGGAACUCCGGCUUACACACAAUGCCUGCUUUCAGAGGGACUGCACUUUGGGUUCUUUUGAUGGAUUUGAAUUCGAGACCAGGAUUCUGUAUUAUGCACAGUCGUUCUUGUUUCGAAUUCGCAAACGAGUGGCUUGUCCGUGGAUGAAGUACAGUCGUAUGAAUUCAGUGAGCACAAUAGACAGGAGGGUGACAGAGUUAAGUUUGAGACUCUACUAG